Messenger RNA from Pieris napi, 3101 nucleotides. Its product is annotated as RNA-binding protein 38-like. The record is from RefSeq and is a predicted model, not a curated record. NCBI's taxonomy places the organism in Eukaryota, Metazoa, Arthropoda, Insecta, Lepidoptera, Pieridae. Bases 162 to 929 code for a protein of 255 amino acids. The transcript has 5 exons. Gene Ontology annotation, molecular function: RNA binding. Gene Ontology annotation, cellular component: cytosol.
CGCUCUCGAGAAGGCAGGAGCACCAGUCCGCGCGCAACCAUCGCAUUAGCUGCACGUACAUCAUUGCAGAUUACACCGUCGUAUUAUUCUCAUCCGCUGAGCUGCGGAGUGUAUAGUGGUAGAGUGCGAGAGUGACCGCCGCGACGGAGACCGUACAAGGAAUGUUGAUGGCGGGCGCUUUGCCGGCCGAGCCUGAGGGGCUACUGUCCCUGGGUAGUUUACCCGGUCAAAAAGACACCACAUGGACCAAACUCUUUGUCGGCGGUCUGCCAUACCAUACCACGGAUAAGAGCUUGCGAGAGCACUUCGCGGUUUACGGAGAUAUCGAGGAGGCAGUAGUCAUCACGGAUAGACAGACUAGCAAAAGUAGAGGAUACGGAUUCGUAAUAAUGGGAGACAGAGCGGCAGCGGAACGUGCCUGUAAAGACCCCAACCCAAUCAUUGACGGGAGGAAAGCCAACGUGAACCUAGCAAUACUCGGAGCGAAGCCUCGAGGGAACUUAGCGCCUGGUUUCGGAUUAGCGGCAGCGGCAGCAGCUGGUGUUCGAGCAGGUUAUCCCACUGUGCUACCCGCACACUACGGACUGUCCCCCGGCUACGUGUACGGCGCGCCAGGCUACGUGGGCGGCGUAGGCGGUGUGGGCGGCGUGGGCAGCGGGGCGGGACUGAUGCAGCUGCCGCAGCUCCAGCACGCCGCGGCAGUGGCGGCUGCCAAUCACUUGUACGAGUAUCAAGCAGCCGCGCAAGGCGCCUACCAGCAUCAGUAUGCUGCCAUGGACCCCUACGCCACCGCAGCCGCAGCGGCAGCGGCAGCUAGCGGUGCAGGGUAUAUGUCUCCGUACUACACUCUGCAGGGUGGGAGUGUCCAAGCACCCCUUCUGCCCCCUCUGUCCUAUCCUCCUCAGCUCCAGGAGGCACGCAUGCAGUGAAGACACCUGUCAAAGUGAUGUCGUAGCGUUACCACACACGAGCCAAAAGUAUAUUUUUGACAACUUUAUGAAAAACCAAAUAUUCAAUUACAAAGUUUAAAGUGACCAAAGCUGUAGAAUAAGCCUACGAUGUUAGCCUCGAGUUAACUAAUGUAUAGUACACGUUGAUUACUAAAAAUUAUAUUAUUUUUGAAAACUAAAUGGUAAAUGAUAACAAUAAGGUGCCUUAGUCAAAGACUUCAAUUGGCCUUUACUAUAGGUACUACAAUAUAAUUAGAAACACGAGAAAUACUUAAUUAGCCUGCCAGUGUACGUGUAAUACUAUGUCAAGUAAAUUAAUAAAAAAAUUAACGUAAUAAUUUGUACUUAUGUUCAUCGGGACAUUUAGACGUUACUCGUUGUUGUGACAAAUCAUUUGAAUUCUACUACUAAUACCAUUGUAUUGCAUUGUCAGAACUAUGAUGAGCUCAAUCUUUUCGUUUACCCUCUUCAAAAAACAAUCGCACUAGAGGAAUUUUUUUAAAUAGAAGAUUUUGUUUUCUGGUUGGUUUUAAUUAACUUGAAUUAAUACGGUCUAUUAGUUUAUGUACCUGCGAAGUCCCAAGUAAGCAUGUCACGGCAGCGGUACACCGUACACGCUACCCGACGGACAGCUCGUAGUAUAUAAGUAAGGUUACGCCAUGCUUGCCCAUGACUUGUAUCAUCCUCAACCAAAGGUUCCUACCAUUAUCUGCUUAUACAAUAUCGUUGGAACGUAAAGCUCUCUCGAUAGAGGAUAACCUAUUGUGAUACAGAGUAAUGAAGCAAUAAUCACUUAAGUAUCGAGAUCUGUGUUUAUUUGGUACGGGGUAAUUGUGGAUGUGUAAAUGUACGCGGAAGGCUUCAUAAGCUUAAUUGUUUAGAUUUCUAUUGUUUAAACAUGUCCAUGUUGCUCAAUGUGUCCUAGAAUGGACUUGGUUUAGUUUAAGGUCGGAGGAGAGGGGUUUACUACGUAAAAUUAGCAAAAAUACUUAUUCUUAAUUAUAAUGCGUAUAACAUACGACCCUAGUAAUAUUCUCCAAAGCGGUUUAGGGUACUUAAUAGUUAGAAUAAUUCAAUUACUAGUCCUUGUAAUAUUAAUUGUAAUGAAACUUUACUAACGCCGGCCGUGACGAUUCUAUUUCUAUUUGCCAUUUACCAAAAAAAUAAUUAUACUCCAAUUUUUUUUUUCAAUGUCACUUUAUGUAUAACGAAAUCAGAUUCGUAUAAUAGUAGACUUAUAAAUAAUAUACUGAUUUGGUGUAAGCAGUAUCUAGCGACGGCUAGCGUUUAGUACAAGUUAAAGCUAAGGCACUAGAAUGAUUAGAUUAUUAAAUAAUUAACAUAAUAUAUAUGUAUGUUUAAGAUAAUCUUAGGUGUAAUAUUCUGUUAUUCGUAAUUUAUUUUGUUGAUAUUUGUAAAUCUACAUGUUGAUACUAUUUAUUAUGUGGAAGAGGAAUAAAAAUUGUUAAAUAUUAAUAAACCGAAUUGAAUCUCUUACAGCUGAGCAUGUGUAGUUAGCGCCAAGCAUAAUCCAAGUCACAAUUUCGCAUUAUCACGGAUGACUCGGUGAGCAGUCAAAAGCAACCCAUGUAGCUUGGCGCCAUCUCUAUGUUGGCAACGUGAUUCGGCUCGAUAUAUUGAAUUAUAGACAUUAUAUAAGUAUAAACAUACCAAAUAUAACAUUGUAAGUAUGUAUACCAUGGUCUAGUGUAGGGUCCCUACUUGUGUACCCACUAUUAGUAAGACACUAUUUAGCCACUAGACGCGGAUAUUCACUUUAAAAAUGCCAUAUAGUGAGGCCAUCUUGCCGUAAUAUAGAAGUUAAAAAUUAUUAAAAAAAUGUUUAUUACCCUACAUAGUAUAUACAUAUCAUCAAACAAUUAAUGAUUUUAAGACCUAAUGAAGGUGUUGAUUCACUGUCAGUCCAAUAAGUGCAUUUCAUCGCAGUAUUUAUUGCACAAUAAUUGUUUAUGUAUAACAUAAUAUUAUUAAACUAUAAAUAUUUUAUAUAUAAAUUCUUAAAAUAUACCUAAUAACUUGUUAAACCAAUACUGUAUAAUAUGUGGCAGUAUUCAAUAUAGGAUAAACGAAAUAUGUAUAUGUUACAGUACUUAAUUUAGGAUAUGGAAAAUAAUAAUUUUUUAAGUACAA